Molecule: messenger RNA, 2632 nt
Organism: Pollicipes pollicipes
Lineage: Eukaryota; Metazoa; Arthropoda; Thecostraca; Pollicipedomorpha; Pollicipedidae
Product: protein MCM10 homolog
Exons: 15
Coding region: 145-2493 (782 amino acids)
Biological process (GO): DNA replication; DNA replication initiation
Cellular component (GO): nuclear replication fork; nucleus
Molecular function (GO): DNA replication origin binding; single-stranded DNA binding
Source: RefSeq, a predicted model, not a curated record
UCUCCAGGACAAGGCGAGGAGAACCGUAGGGCAUUAAGGAGACCAGGAGACCCACGGUUCUUCAGGGGAACGAAGCCCCGUGUUGUGAACGAUUGGGAGAGGACGUUGGUGUUGAGCGUGAUAUCACCUACCAGUCCUUGCAGCAUGGAAGAAGACACUCUAGCUCUGGAGGAUCUUGCUGCUCUCCUAGAUGAAGAUGAUGAUGAGUUGUUUGCUUUGGUUAAUGGUGAUACUGGAGAUGCCAGUCAGGAUGGCGGAUCCCACAAGGAUGUGACCAGCGAACCUGACAAGGCAGAAAAGCAAGAUCUGCAAGAUAAAUUUGAAGGGAAAAAUUUCCAUGUCACUGGAAAGACAUUUGAUCUUGAUGAUAGCCUACGGAAGCAAGCUAAGAAAUGUGUAUUGGACGCGGUGGCAGCGUCUCCCACAUCCGCGUCAACCUCGUCACGACAUAGUUCCAGCCAGCUCAGCAGUCUCGAUGUGUCAGAUGCAGCGUUGCAGAGGGUUGAGUCCGAUCUGACACUCUCUGAUGACGAGGCACGGGCCGAUGAGGCGGCAGCGGCAGUGGACGAAGACGACCCAACCGAGACCGAGAUCCAAGCUCUCGAGGCCAAGCUGGCCAUGCUGAAGGAGAGGAAGCACGCCAAAUCCGCGCCCAAAAGUCUCCAGGAUGUCGUCAGCAAGAUCAAGAAACCAGCCUCGCCGAACAAGUCCAAGUUCCUCGAUACCACGGGCCUGGUGGCGGCGCGCGUGGUGCGCGACGUGCCGUCCUCCUCGGCGGAGGCCGGCGCGCGGGAGGAGCGUCUGCGCGCCAUGCUGCGCCGGCCCCAGAGCCACGUGCACGGCGGCGACACCGACUCCAGCGAGGACGAGGACAACCGCACGCCGUUCGAGACCAAGUACAACGACUUCGGGCGCCAGGAGCGCGCCGAGCACGCGAACCGGGCCACCAAGCGCGAGAUGCGGCCGAAGGUGGCGGCCCGCCGCGCCGAUGGCGGCCGGCCGGCGGCGCCCGAGCAGCCGCACGAGGAAGUCAUGCUGGAUUCGUUCGCCCGCAUGAGCGUCAUCAACCCACGGCUCUCGCAGGCCGAGCUGCGCGACUGCAUGCAGGACAAGCAGCUGAUCCGGAUCAGCCAGCUGGGGAGUCACGUCCGUGGGGAGGGUAUACCCGGUGACUGGGUCACCAUCGGCGUCAUCGCGCGCAAGUCCGAGCCGCGCACCUCACAGAAGGGCUCGACCUACUCCUCCUGGACGCUGACCGACCUCAUCGACUGCCAGAAGCCGGCCAAGGUGAUGCUGUUCGGGGACGCCCACGGCGGCCUCUGGAAGACCUCCGUCGGCACCGUGGUCGCGCUGGCCGGCUGCAAGGUCAUGAAGGAAAAAGAAAUGGACGGAUCAGGGAUAACUCUGUCCGUGAACUCCGCCAAACACUGCAUAAUGCUGGGCACUUCACCCGAUCUGGAUUUCUGCAAGGCCAAGUGUAAGAACGGCCGGAUCUGCCUGAGCUUCAUCAACAAGCGCCACUGCCCCGUCUGCGUGUUCCACAUGAACGCCGAGUAUAAGAAGACGGGCGCCAAGCGGGGCGAGCUGCAGUGCGAGGAGAGCCUGACAGCGAAGAAGAAGCAGUUGAGCUCGCUGGGUCUGAAGCACAUCUCUCAGGCGGAGGCCCGGGCCAUCGCGACCGUGGCCGAGGACAGCGUGGAGAUAGGUGAGAUGCUGCUGAAGCCUUGCGCCGGCGCGCGCAACCUGCUGAAGCACCUCACGGCCGAUGCGUCGGCUGUGGAGCUGGACGACGGCCGGCCCGGCGCCACCGCCGCCGCGCUCAACAAGGCCAGGGCCGUGGCCCUGCUCCGACAGUCGGGCGGCGUGAAGAAGGCGAACCCGAACGCUGUCCGCGCCCGAGCCAGCGGGCAGAGCCGGCAGGCCGUGCUGGAGCGCGUGGCGCGCCGGGUCGACGAGAACACUCCGGCGGACGCGACCGAGGUGCCCGCCCCGCCGGCGAAGCGGCCGCGGCUGGUGGACGAGCCGCGCUUCCGGGCCGUGCUCGAGGCGCGCUCGUCGCACGCGGCCGCGCUCGAAGCCGAACUCUCCGAGGGCCAGGAGCAUUACUUCCAGGCGCUCGAGAAGAAGGAGCUGAUCGAGAAUAAGAUGCUUAGCACGUGGGAGGUGAAGACCAAGGCCGUCUACUGUCGGAAGUGCAAGUACCGGGCGCUGUCCGCGUCUGACCUGUGCAAGUCUGAGGGCCACGGCACGGUGCUCGUGGACGCCGUCAAGCGGUUCUUCAGCUGCAAGAACUGCAAGAGCCGCACCAUCAGCCUGGACAAGCUGCCUCAGCUGCCCUGCAAGAACUGCGGCCAGGAGACAUGGGUCAAGGCGCCCAUGGGCAAGGAGCGGAGCGGGCCGAAGCUGGACAGCGAGAUCCUCUCCAUCCGCGGCAACGAGGCGGCCUUCAUGCACAGCCACGUGCCGGAGCGCAACAUCAACCUGGAGUUCUGAGACGGCCGCCGCUCGGGUACACAGUGUAUUCACCCACGCCACGUACCGACAUCAUCCAUGCUACAAAUGGAGGGCCCGGCACACGCGCCGACGGUGUGAUAAUGUGGUGUGUCCGCGCCCCUGUCCCCCGGCGUCCGCC